Messenger RNA from Mytilus trossulus (common blue mussel), 1793 nucleotides. Its product is annotated as general transcription factor 3C polypeptide 5-like. The coding region runs from base 28 to 1614 and encodes 528 amino acids. The record is from RefSeq and is a predicted model, not a curated record. Gene Ontology annotation, cellular component: transcription factor TFIIIC complex. Gene Ontology annotation, biological process: transcription initiation at RNA polymerase III promoter. The transcript has 9 exons. Gene Ontology annotation, molecular function: RNA polymerase III type 1 promoter sequence-specific DNA binding; RNA polymerase III type 2 promoter sequence-specific DNA binding. Lineage: Eukaryota; Metazoa; Mollusca; Bivalvia; Mytilida; Mytilidae.
GCACUAGUUGAAAAUGAAAACAAAAACAUGAACAUGUGGUCUAGUGGAGAUAAAUUAACCAAAGUCCCCUUCAAUCACAAACGAUUUGUUUGUGUAGAUUAUCCAGGUGUUGUCAAAAAUGUAGAUAAUGCGUUGAAGUCUGUAGGUGGAACUGAAAAUGUUUCAAAGGUAUACUCAGAAUCAAACAAAAGAUUAUCAGUAAACUGGAGGCCUGCUGAUCCAUUCUGUAAACCAGCUUUUGGUGAAAGAUGUUCUACCACAAAUUUAUUGAUGAAGGUCAAAAGAAGACCAAAGAAGGGAGAUAAAUCCAAAUAUGAAUUUCAAGUUGAAGUACUCGGGAUUAUUGAUACAACCUACAAAUUUAAUGCCAUGGCAGAUUUCCAGUAUCUUCCUUUCAAUAGAGCAGAGUCUGGAUAUGAGAACAUAUCUCACCAGUUACACCUCAAGGAAAAUGUGGAUAGAAAUGAGUUCUUCAAUCGAGAUGCAGCUUUAUUCUUACCACCAGUGAUAUUUUCUAGAUUUGAUCUUCCUGACAAGGAUUACCUGUAUAGAGGAGAGAUAUCUCAUAAACCUGGCUAUGUUAAUCCUGACCAUAGCAGACCAACACAUCUCAUUGGAACCAUACGUCAGAAGAGAACAGUGUAUACAAGAUUUGUCAGCUAUGUUGAUGAUGUACCAGCAAGUCCAUCAGAUGAGGCAGACAGAGAGUUACAUAAAAAAUUCUUCAAACCAAAACAGGAAGAAGAACUGAAAAAGCUUUUUGAAACACGUCCUAUUUGGUCAAGAGCUGCAUUGAAUUACCAUUUCACAGGAUUUAAGGACAAACUGAAGUAUUUGUUACCAUUGGUAGCUUUUUAUUACACGAAUGGUCCAUGGAGGUGUUUGUGGACCAAAUAUGGAUAUGAUCCAAAAAAACAUCCAGAGGCUAAGAUGUAUCAAACUAUUGACUAUAGAAAAAGACAAGCUUCCUGUGGAGAUAUGGUGGCAAUAAAAUGUAAGAGAUCAGAAAAUACCUUGGCAUUCCCAGCUCUGAAACGUAAUGCACCAAAUGUUCCUAAAAUAGAUCUGGAGAGUCUUGAUAUAAACAAACCAAGUGGUAGUAAACAAAAACCAGGAGCAACAACAGAAUCAGAACCAGUACAUAUAUACAGACCAGAUAGGUUACCACCAUGUAGGCAAAUGUUUUACCAAAUUUGUGAUAUACAAGUUGAUGAAGUUCAAGAUUUAGUUAAAAAAGGAAAGACAAAAAAUUGUGAUGAGAAAGAUGGAUGGUGUCCUAGAGGUACAAUAGAGAAAUGUCGAGACUUGAUGACAGAGCACACAGAGAAACUAAUACAUCAGUCAGGAUCAUCAUUAGAACCUGGAGAAUAUGCUAGGAAUCUGAGAUUAAAAAGAAUAAAGAAAAAGAAAAUUUAUGAAGAAGAAACAGAUGAAGAGGAAGAAGAAGAUGAAAUACCAGAUACAGAGGAAGAGGAUGAAAGGGAGACAAAUGAGGAUGAACAGGAAAUCACUGAUAUAAAUACAGAUUCUAUUCUGGGAGAGGACUUAAAUUUAGAAAGUAUGAUAGAGGAAGACAUGAGUUUCAUGGAAACUGAGAUGUUAGACUGUGUUUGAUGGGCAAUAAAGAUAGUCUCCUGAUUGCACAAGGACUGAAAGUCAGAAAGAAGACCUUGUCUGAUUGGUCAGAGUAAAUCAAUCACCGUAUGAGGUUGUAUUUGAUCAGUCAAAAAAUAAUCAUAUUGCCAUUUGAUCAAGUAUAUGACAGAUGGAGAGAGAAGUGAGGUAAACUAAGG